Messenger RNA from Carya illinoinensis, 3471 nucleotides. RefSeq names its product putative disease resistance protein At4g19050. NCBI's taxonomy places the organism in Eukaryota, Viridiplantae, Streptophyta, Magnoliopsida, Fagales, Juglandaceae. The transcript has 5 exons. The record is from RefSeq and is a predicted model, not a curated record. The coding region runs from base 1 to 3471 and encodes 1156 amino acids.
AUGGAAAAACUCAGAAUAUUAAAAGUCAGAACCUGCUAUGACAACUAUGGCGACUUUAUUUGUGAUGGAUUGAAUUAUCUCUCUAACGAGUUAAGAGUUCUUGAUUGGCGCAAUUGUCCUUUGCUCUCUUUGCCAUCUAAUUUUCAUGGAGAGAAACUCAUUCAUUUGUAUAUGGGAGGAAGCAAUAUUAGAGAUUUAGGCACGAGAUUGCAAUCUAAGAACUUAACAAAGAUAAAUCUCAAUGGCUGUCGAUACUUGACAAAUAUAUGUGAUCUUUCAAGUUGCUCAAAUCUAGAGAAGUUAUGUUUUUGUGAAUGUAAAAGUUUAGUUGAGGUUCAUGAUUCUGUUGGAUUUUUGGAUAAGCUUGUUAAAUUGAAUUUUGCUUAUUGUUCCAACCUAAAGAAGUUGCCAAGAAGCUUCAAGUUGAGAUGUCUAGAAUUUCUUGUACUUGACGGUUGUACUAGUCUUGAAUACUUUCCAGAAAUUGAGUGUGAAAUGGAACAUUUGGAAUGGGUCAAAUUAGAAAGCUGCGUAAUACAAGAGCUACCUUCAUCCAUUACAUACCUCACUAGGCUCAACAGCUUAUAUUUGGAACGGUGCGAAAGCCUUGUGCGUCUUCCAAUCAAAAUUUUUCAGUUGGAACGUCUAGUGGAUGUUACAAUCAUAUGUUGUCCAAACUUUGUAAAUUUUGUAGAGGAGGUGGGGCAUAAUCGACAAUCCACGCCAUAUACACAUGAAAAUCUAAUUUCAUCAAGUAUGGAAUUGCUCCCAUUGCAGCCUCCAGAAUCAAAUAAUUUAUCUCGGACAUAUAAUUUCUCAUCCAGCUUGAGGACUUUAAAUCUAUCUCGUAGUGGUAUUGUUAGCCUUCCUCCAUGCAUCGAAGGAUUUGUUGGAUUGUUAGAACUUGAUUUGAGAGACUGCAAGCAACUUGAAGAAAUUCUACGCCUUCCACCAAAUAUAAAAGAGGUAGAUGUUAGAGGAUGUUCCAGCCUAAAGAAUUUCUUACCAGAAUCAAAUAAUUUAUCUUGGACAUAUCAUUUCUCAUCCAAUUUGAAAACUUUAAAUCUAUCUAGUAGUGGUAUUGUUAGCCUUCCUCCAUGCAUCGAAGGAUUUGUUGGAUUGUUAGAACUUGAUUUGAGAGACUGUAAGCAACUUGAAGAAAUUCUACGCCUUCCACCAAAUAUAAAGAGUAUUGUUAGCCUUCCUCCAUGCAUCGAAGGAUUUGUUGGAUUGUUAGAACUUGAUUUGAGAGACUGCAAAAACCUUGAAGAAAUUCUAUGCCUUCCACCAAAUAUAAAAGAGGUAGAUGCCAGAAGAUGUUCUAGUCUAAAGAAUUUCUUACCAGAAUCAAAUAAUUUAUCUCGGACAUAUAAUUUCUCAUCCAGUUUAAAAACUUUAAAUCUAUCUGGUAGUGGUAUUAUUAGCCUUCCUCCAUGCAUCGAAGGAUUUGUUGGAUUGUCUGAACUUGAUUUGAGAGACUGCAAGCAACUUGAAGAAAUUCUACGCCUUCCACCAAAUAUAAAAGAGAAUUUAUCUCGGACAUAUAAUUUCUCAUCCAGUUUGAAAACUUUAAAUCUAUCUGGUAGUGGUAUUGUUAGCCUUCCUCCAUGCAUCGAAGGAUUUGUUAGAUUGUCUGAACUUGAUUUGAGAGACUGCAAGCAACUUGAAGAAAUACUAUGCCUUCCACCAAAUAUAGAAGAGGUAUAUGUCAGUGGAUGUUGGAGCCUAAAGAGUUUCUUACCAGAAUCAAAUAAUUUAUCUCGGACAUAUAAUUUCUCAUCCAGCUUGAGGACUUUAAAUCUAUCUGGUAGUGGUAUUAUUAGCCUUCCUCCAUGCAUCGAAGGAUUUGUUAGAUUGUCUGAACUUGAUUUGAGAGACUGCAAGCAACUUGAAGAAAUACUACGCCUUCCACCAAAUAUAGAAGAGGUAUAUGUCAGUGGAUGUUGGAGCCUAAAGAGUUUCUUACCAGAAUCAAAUAAUUUAUCUCGGACAUAUAAUUUCUCAUCCAGCUUGAGGACUUUAAAUCUAUCUGGUAGUGGUAUUAUUAGCCUUCCUCCAUGCAUCGAAGGAUUUGUUAGAUUGUCUGAACUUGAUUUGAGAGACUGCAAGCAACUUGAAGAAAUACUACGCCUUCCACCAAAUAUAGAAGAGGUAUAUGUCAGUGGAUGUUGGAGCCUAAAGAGUUUCUUACCAGAAUCAAAUAAUUUAUCUCGGACAUAUAAUUUCUCAUCCAGCUUGAGGACUUUAAAUCUAUCUGGUAGUGGUAUUGUUAGCCUUCCUCCAUGCAUCGAAGGAUUUGUUGGAUUGUUAGAACUUGAUUUGAGAGACUGCAAGCAAAUUGAAGAAAUUCUACGCCUUCCACCAAAUAUAAAAGAGGUAGAUGUUAGAGGAUGUUCCAGCCUAAAGAAUUUCUUACCGGAAUCAAAUAAUUUAUCUCGGACAUAUAAUUUCUCAUCCAGUUUGAAAACUUUAAAUCUAUCUGGUAGUGGUAUUGUUAGCCUUCCUCCAUGCAUCGAAGGAUUUGUUGGAUUGUUAGAACUUGAUUUGAGAGAUUGCAAGCAACUUGAAGAAAUUCUACGCCUUCCACCAAAUAUAAAAGAGGUAAAUGCCAGAAGAUGUUCCAGCCUAAAGAAUUUCUUACCAGAAUCAAAUAAUUUAUCUCGGACAUAUAAUUUCUCAUCCAAUUUGAGGACUUUAAAUCUAUCUGGUAGUGGUAUUGUUAGCCUUCCUCCAUGCAUCGAAAGAUUUGUUGGAUUGUCUGAACUUAAUUUGAGAUUCUGCAAGCAACUUAAAGAAAUUCUACACCUUCCACCAAAUAUAGAAGAGGUAGAUGCUAUAGGAUGCGUGUUAUUGGAACACUUUCCUCAGGUAUCGACAGAAUUUUCAUUUGGUACACCCGACUUAAAAUGGCUUAGAAGGAUUAACUUAUCGGAAUGCAAUAAAGUGGAAGUGGAUGUAGGGAAUCAUGCGCCAGAUCCAUUAUGGGUUCAGGAAUGCUUUCGAGAGAAAGAUUCAAGUAGGAUUAUAUAUCCAGGAAGUAGGAUUCCAGAGUGGUUCAAGUAUUACAAGGAGACUACUUCAUUUGGUAAUUAUUUUGAAAUAGAAAUUGAUCAUAAUGCGUCCAUGUGUUUUGGGCAUCAGAUUGUGGCAUUAGUUUUGUGUUUUGUUGUGGGACCUCUUCCAGCAUGGCCUUUGUAUGGUUUUACUAUCUCAAUAAAUGGCCAGUGGAUUGAAAAUGAUGAUACGCGGUUAUGGGAUUCAGUGGACCCACAUGAUCAUGUAUGUCUAAAAUACAUAGCUGGAAAUUCUAUUAAUGAGAUUCUAUCAAGAAGUUACAGGGAGGGGAACAAUAAUAUGAGGUUUACAUUUGAAAGUGAUUCAGAGAAAGCAAUUUUAAAAAGUGUCGGAGUCCAUCUAAUAUACGGGAAUGACAAUUUCAUUAAUCCUAUUCAACUUUCAAAGAGAUACUGA